Molecule: messenger RNA, 1919 nt
Organism: Myripristis murdjan (pinecone soldierfish)
Lineage: Eukaryota; Metazoa; Chordata; Actinopteri; Holocentriformes; Holocentridae
Product: phenylserine dehydratase-like
Exons: 7
Coding region: 89-1060 (323 amino acids)
Biological process (GO): L-serine catabolic process; L-threonine catabolic process
Molecular function (GO): L-serine ammonia-lyase activity; pyridoxal phosphate binding; threonine deaminase activity
Source: RefSeq, a predicted model, not a curated record
UCGCUGGGAGCCGCAAACGCUGUGACACCGCAAACAUCACGGAGCUGUCACUUGAUACAAAAAAAAAAAUCCACACUUACAGUAAGAGAUGGGGGAAGUGUGUGCAGACGCUGUCACCCUGGAUCUGCUGAGAGAGGCCCGAGAGACGGUGAGGAGCAGCCCGCUGGGGGUCAUCAACACUCCCAUGAUCCCCUGGUGCCAGACCACGCUGCCUCUCAGCAUCUCUUGCAACAUCCACAUCAAACUGGAGAACAUGCAGCGAACCGGUUCGUUUAAGAUCCGAGGAGUGGCCAAUCAGUUUGCCCGGAGACAGAGGGGCGGUCAUUUCGUCACCAUGUCUGCAGGAAACUAUGGGAAGUCUUUUGCGUACGCCUCUAAACACUACAGGACAAAGGGCAAGGUGGUGAUGCCAGAAACGGCCCCAGCAUCCAGAUCCACACUUAUCCAGAGUUUCGGGGUGGAGGUGGAGCGAGUGCCCACGUCCUGCCUGAUGAACGUGGUGAACCGCUGCGUUCAGCAAGACGACAUGACCUUCCUGCACUCGUACGACGACCUGGAUCUCAUCGCAGGACACGCCAGUCUGGGUAUGGAGGUUCUCGAGGUGAUGCCAGAGCCGGACGUGGUGGUGGUGUGUUGUGGCGGCGGUGGGCUGCUGGCCGGAGUUGCCGCUGCAGUCAAACUGUCGGGUUGUGACAAGAGCAGGAUCUACGGCGUGGAGCCGGAGGGAGCCUGCACCAUGUACAGAAGUUUCAUUGAGAAAAAGCCAGUGGGCAUGGACGCCAAGAGCAUCGCCUCAGGACUGGCACCGCCUUUUGCAGGCACGCUGCCAUUCGAGCUGUGUCGGCGCUACGUGGAGGAGAUCGUCCUGGUGAGCGACGAGGAGAUCAAGGCGGCGGUGGCCACCCUCUACAGCUCGGGGCUGGUGGUGGAGCCCUCAGGAUCCGCUGCCUUCGCCGCCAUCGUUAACAACAAGAUACCCGACCUUCAGGGGAAGAACGUCGUCUGCAUCCUCAGUGGAGGGAACAUCGGCAAAGACGAGCUUGCCAACUUCCCAGACUGACAAAACACUUUAAUGUCACCGAUUCAAUCAUAUUAUGUGACUGCUGCAAAGGAAUCAAAGGCAUUCCUUCUCAUUGAUCUGUGUUCAUUCCCUUGAUCACAGGAAAAAAUAACUAUUCAUGAAUGCCAGUUUGAAAGGGAAUUUGUUCUGUUCCAUUUCUGUAGGUGUAAUAAGUCUCACUGUAUGAACUAAUGAGUUUCUCCUGUUGAAAGUGAAGUGGUUUCUUUUGACCGGGAGAGAUGAAUCACGAUGAAAAGAGCCUCAUCCAUGAACUCUAACACUAACACACUCACAUUUUCUGCCAUCGCACCAACUUAAAAUCAGCAUUUUGGACUGAGAUAAUCUCAUGCAGAUUAUUCGCAGAACUUUUAAACACGACCUGGUUGUGUUCACAGCGGAUUUGAGCAUUUUCUGUAGGAAUUAUUUCAGUUAAUUUUACAUCAAAAUAAACCUGAUUAUGUUUCAUAUAAGCAGCGUGAUCUCAUUUUGUUGACUACAUGUAAAUGUUACCAUACACAAAAAUGAGAGAAUGAAAGAAAGAAUAAAAGAUGUUGCCGUUUUUAAAUAAAUAUUUUCCCUAAAGGUUGUUACAUAGAUGAAUACAUCCUCUAAAAAGGCUCUACUUUGUGAUCAAAUGUCUCUCCUAACAACUUCAAAAAUCGACCAUAGCUAAUUUUAGAUGCAAGCGAUCUAAAUCUGCUGGCUCUCUCAUAUUAUUGCCGAUCUGUGCACAGCGAAACCAUAGCAACAGAAACAGAAAUCAAUUCACUGAUGCAGUUUUUAGGCAGGAAGGAGAUAGGGCAAACCAACAUCUUAUGUUAAUUUACAUUUGUACAAAUUUGUCUUCUGUCGUUCAGCA